Sordaria macrospora k-hell is the source of this 1818-nucleotide messenger RNA. The record is from RefSeq and is a predicted model, not a curated record. NCBI's taxonomy places the organism in Eukaryota, Fungi, Ascomycota, Sordariomycetes, Sordariales, Sordariaceae.
AUGGAUUCCCUUACGCGCACCACCGCUGCAGAUAUCGAGGAGAUGGCUGGUGGCUUCUCUCCGUCCCCGUCGCAGUCAUCCUACCUUGCCGACUCCAAGGAGAUGGAAUUCGGUCAACAUUGGACUCCGCUGUCCAACUACAAUGAUCCCGUCUACGUCCCAAGGUCCGCUCACUCGGUGCGAACGCCUUCCAACAGCGUAUCCUCGUCGCUCCGGAAAGACUCGAGGGCUUCGGACACAAGGCGACCAUCGCAGUCAGCUGCCAGCUACAGCCUGUAUCCUCCCUCCUCUCCUCCGAUAACAAAACCUCUUCCACCACUUCCCCUUAACAAGAACUCACGCCGUGUCUCUUCUCAUGGUUCAUUCGAUGGCUCCGACGCUGCUUCCUCCUUCUCGGCCUCCCGCCUCUCCCAGGCUUCCAGAUCAUCAAAGGCUACGUCAUCAGGUCCGGACCGCAUGUCGAACGAUGCCUUACCACCGUUGCCAAGCCCUCUCUUCCCUUCGCCCCCUCUACAUCAAUUCCCCAUGCCGAGUGAAGAACGACCAAAGCCCAAGACGAGGCCACGAGCGGGCUCCGCAGCCAUCGAUCUGGUGCCCUGGAAACACAUGAUCUCGAACGACAGGUCUACCAAAGACCCCACUGUUUUCUACUUCGACGUUUCGACUACCUCAGCCACUCUCGCCAGCAAACAUGGAAACAACAUCAUCAAGGUGUGGUCUGUGGGCAGUGGGGUUUUGCAGAGCACGAUCAAAUUCUCGUGCUAUACAGCCGCACAAGCCCGUUCGCGCGAAUACUUUGUCCGCAGUCACGCCAUUCUUUCCGAGCCAGCAACCAUGAUUGCCAUUGCCACAGGUUUUGGCGACACGCUUGAAGUAUGGGACUGGGCCAAGAAGAAGAAGCUCCAAGCUAUCGAUAAAGCAGAUCGAUGGGCGGCCGUCAGGACCAGUGUUUACGAAGCCGGCUUCAGCCCCUUAGUUACCUACGCAGGCGACGCCGAUACAAUCGAUCUUUAUUCCGUCACCCAAAGCAAGAAACCUUUCGCAAAGAGCCGUACCAUUGAACUUCGCAAAGCCAACCUCCCGGUCAUUCCCAAGUACCCCGAGCUUGCAUUCUCUGCAACCGGCCCCCUGCUUGUCGCCGCUUCUGGACCACGACCGCCUCGUCUUGGUCAUCCUCCUCCCGAGCGGGAAACGCUUCUCGUGGCCUGGGACGUCGGGGACCCUGCGGAUGAUUCCCAUACCCCAUACAAGUGUGUGACACCCUGGGCGCAUACUGAACUUGACACCGCCUUGCCGUCAGGUCUAGCAACUUACGGCUCCGUCGCCGUCUCCAUCUGGAUUCCAGCAUCAUACCGCGCCAUGCCCGUCCCCGCUGCACGUGGUGGGAAUGGGUACAAUCUGGCUCCAGUCCCUGUUCCCUAUCGCCACGUUCUAGUAUGGGACUUUUCAGCGUCCUCGACAAAGACCUUCCGUAUCCCUAACGCGAUAUCAUGUGUUAGUCCCGACUGUCGAUACGUGGCAUAUUGCGAUGCCACGGGCAUUGAUUUGGGUGGCCGUGGGUGUCUGGUGAUCCUAGAUGCCAUGACCGGGGCGGAGUUGUGGCGCUGGCCGGACCCGGAUGCUGGAGUCGUGGAAAGCGGGCCAAGGCAGGGGUACGAACAAUUGGAGGCAUUGAGCAAGGUUACCGAGUUGUCAUUCUCGACAGACGGUGGAUUCCUGUUUUUGGGAGAUUCAGACGGCGGCUGUGGUGUUUACGAAGUCAGAGAAGCGACAGCAGGAGCAAAUGGGCAGAAGCUAAAUGUCAGGCCCAUAAGGUGA